CAGAGGCCAUACAAGUGUAAAUUUGAAGGCUGUGAUAAAUGUUUCUCCAGGCCAUACCAUCUGAAACGUCAUGCAGCUAUCCACUCAGGAAAGCAGGGUUCAUUUAAGUAUGGUGCAUUUUGUUAACUUUUCGUAAAAAGAUUAAAAAGAAGCGAUUUUUUAAAACCUUUGGCCAUAAAAACUGCUAUAAAAGAAAGCGAUUUUGAAAAACAUUAAAAAAAAAACACAACAAUGUUUCGACUUUCUCAGGCGUCAUUAAAAAAAUUAGAAAAUGGUGUAUGUGUGUUCUAAAUGUAUAAAUUAUACAAGAAAAAAACAAUACAUGUUGGAGGUCAUUAAAAGAAAAGUUACAUACUAUGUUACAAGUGAAACAAAGAGUUUCACACCAGUGGAGUCAUUCUGCAUUUAUCACAUUUAAAAAUAAUGUCACUUAACCCUUUAAGUCCUGAUAGUGACCAAGAUCAAUUUUCUCCUAACAAUAUCCAUAUGUUACCAAGAGAAAUAGUUAUGAGAGUUAAUAAAAUGAUCAACUAAGAGAAAAUGCUUUGAUCUUCUACCAAAUUCUCUCAACUUAUUCCUUAACCCAUUCGCUCCUGGAGUUUUUGCUGAAAAACGCUUUUUGAAGCUAGUCGAGUGGUUUUCUGGUCACUGUCGUGCUAUAAAGAGCUAAAACUUACCACAAACCGGUUUACAGGUCGUACACUUCAUGGCCUUCUGAUCCAGAUGCAAAAUAUCAGCUUGUGAAGUUCGGGCAUGCGCAGAAAGCAAAAUUUCGACAUAGUUUUUGGGUUUAAAAGUGACACAGCAGUCUUGGCUUUUACUUUUCGCUUUCUCUCCUCCCCUCUUUUUUCACUUUUCUUGCCUCAUUUUUUUUUUCUCUUGCUGGGCAUUUAGUAGGCUUCAUUUUGGUGGGAAUAGUUUUUAGGAAAGCUUUUAGGAUCUUAGGAUUAGGUGAAAGGAAAGGUAGGUGGGCAAUGGAACAAGGUUUUCAUGGAGAUUUUCAGGUCAAUGUUACAUGGAUUUUUGCCUCUUUCUCCGGUAUCCUUGACUGAAUUGUGCUCAUUCUGGUGUGGUUUGAAAGAUCUCUUCACUCUGCACAAGUUAGCGGGCAAAGUUGUUCUUGACUGUUAAAACUGAUGACAUCACAAAGGGUAGAAAGGACGUGGAUCCGCACGGGCGGUUACGGGUGGUUCAGGGGCGAAUGGGUUAAGGAAAUGUAUAAAGACCAGUUUCGAGAAUUUGUAUGUCGAUAUUGGGGCUUAAAGGGUUAAGAAUGUUACUGACUGCUUUGUUUGUCUUGCUUGUUUAAAAUGUAUGAUAACCAGAUGCUCCCAUCCUGGGUGUACAAAAACCUUUUCUGAGAAGCAAAACUGGAAAAGACAUGAGCAGAGGUCUCACAAUCAGCCAUUCAAGGUAUAAGAUGCUACUAAAUGUUAAUACUUAAGGGAUAUUAAGAUCCAACCACCACAAUGGCAGCAAGACCAUGAAAAAAGUAAUAGGUAACUUAAUAAACAAAAAAACAAAUUUGAGACCCCCCAAGUCUCAUCAUUCUUCUGCGAGUCUCACAGUUUCUUUUUUCACUUUUCUCAGAGCCUUACAAAACUCCCAAUUUCACAUUUUUUUCGGCAAAUAUAAUAAUUAUAUUAAUAGUUAAUUCACCCAAUGAAAAAAGGUUUACAAGUUUAAUUUUGAGUGGGAAAAAUUAACUUCUCACUUUUUGUAGAAUCUCCAGAUUUUUUUUACAUGAGUCUCCAGAUUUUUCUUUAUCAGGGGUUGACAGGUCUGAACUUUGCAUGAGCCAGGACACCUUUUUUUACAUUUUAAUUCUUUGCUGUUGCUUAUUCUUUAGUACAAUAUAAAAAUGUCUAAUUUUGCACGUACAUGUAUGGAGGAGGCAAACAAUAAACUUUGGUGAAAUUUCCCUUCUCUUUCUGAACUUGGAUAUGGUUCUUAAAAUCUCAUAUCAUCUCCAGGAGAGUUCACCUUCCUUUGACAAAGUAAAUGAGUUAGAGUAUUUGUAACGAAAAAUUAAAAGAAAGCAAACUCACUUUUUAAGCGAUGUUGUUGCUGCUGUCACCAUGCUUGGAUCAUAACAUCCCUAAUUCAGUGGAGCCUUGAUGUAAUGAAGGGCCUUGGCAAAUGAAAUUAUCUUUGCUAUAACAAGGUUUUGUUAUAUUGAGGUUCUUUUCUAUAUAUUUUCUAUUACUGAGGUUUAAAAAAUAGUUCAUUAUACCGAUCGAGGACUUUAUUAUAAUAGAAGUUCGUUAUAUCGAGGUUCCACUGCAUUAUUGUUAAAAACGUGUUACAGUACAUUAGGAGGGUUUGUAGUAAAGUUCAGUGGUAUACAAUGAAGAAAACUACAAUCUCUAUCUUCUGUACGUUUUACUUUUUAUACUUUCUAUUUUUUAAAAUGUGCAUGAAGGCCUUCUAAUAGAGGGCCAAGGCACUAGGUAUUGUGUGGGAUUUUCAAAAAGUCACAUUUUGGGCAAAAAAGGUGUGUGGUAUAUCUCUUGAGACUGUACAUUAUAUGUAGAUUUAGCAUGCAGUGUACAACACUUUUGUUUUGUGGAAUACUAACACUAGAUUCACAAAAAAAUGGAAUACUGUUUAAUUACACAGAAUCUUAGAAACUUCCAGAUCUUGUUGCCUAAAAACAUAGCAAGUACUGCAAAGAACAGCAGAAUAAAACUUGACAGAUGACAUCUGCUAUAUUUGAAGAAUACAAAUGUAUCUGCUGGACUAAACAUCCCUUUACAUCCUGAAAUUGCCGUAAAACAGGCAAAUGAAGAUGGGACUUAACAUCGAUCAAGGUACAUUUAAGCAUAAUUUUUUAGCUUGUUUUUAAACCAGGAUUUUUUUAAUGAAAAAUGAAACAAUAUUAGUGGAUUUGGCUUUUACCUGAUCGGAAAAAUUAUUCAGAUCUUGGAGGGUGUUGUUCACCUCUGCCAAAACAUCCUUCCUCUGAUCUCCAUAAUUCAUACUCAGCCUUGUCUAAUACCUGUUAAUUAUCAUUAUGAUUAAACCAUUAUCAUUAUCCUGUCAUUAUCAAUAUUAGCUCUCAUUAAGAGGCAGGAUGCAAAGAAAAUCAUUUUUAACAGCUUGCCAUUCGGGCAAGCUGAAACUAGCAUUUCCUAAAGCCCAGACAUCAUUUUAACUAGCCCCAAAAACUUUUGACGAGCAGAAUUAAUUUCACAGUUCUACUGUUAUUCAGAUUCCUCAAAAAACAUCACUUGCCCAGCAGGCAAGUUAAAAACAGAAUUCACUAGCCCUAUAGCAAAAUCCACUAGCCCCGGGCUAUCGGAGACUACUUUCUUUGCAUGCUGGGCUGGGGAUUUCCCCCAGCUACUAUGAAUGUGACCCCCAGCUACUUUCAAAGGCAAAUAGAAGAAAAAUUGCCCCUACCCGGCAACUGAAAAUAUUAGUGAUAACCCUGCUGUAUCAUCAUAAAUUACUACAGUUUAACCUUUCCUUUGGGCUUUACUAUUCAAGGGACACCUCCAUUCAGGGAAAACAAAAUUUGGUCCCAAAAAAAUGUUCACAUGAUCUUUGUAUUUGUUACCUGUAUUUAAGGAAAACCUCUAUUCAGGGGUAAGGGACACUUGAUGCGCCCGAAACCCUGGUUUAUUACCUCCAUUAAGGGGACAUCUUAAGCACUCAAAAUGUGACUGAAAAAAACAGAACGCGGUUGAUAAGCCCAAGUGUACAUUAGCUAGUGACUCACAUGACAGAUUUCACAACAUGAACUAUCUCACUUUAAAUCAGUGUACUGCAGUUGUAGGAAUAGUAAACAUGCAAUAUUGUAGAGGCAAAUUUAUCAUAUUUUUUUUCAUACAUCUAGCUGCCUUAAAUAAUGAUGACAAGUAGAUUAUGAGGCAGUAUACAAAAAUAGUUUAUUGUUCCUUACAUGUAUUAACAGAUCCCAGCCCAACCUCUAUUCAGGGGACAUUUGCCUUGGUCCCAAGGGUGCCCUCUGAAUAGAAGUUUUAUGGAGUUAAAUGAAUAUUUAUUUAACAUGUAGUUAAUGACAAGGAGCACAGGCAUUUUCAGCAGUCAGUGGUUUGGCUCAAGCGUGGUCGGCCUUGCUUUCAUCACCUCCAUGUGCUCUGUACAGCGUUUUCCUGGCGGCCAUUCUCUUUGUUUAGCCUUUGGAUCAUUCUUUUACCCCCAUCCCCCCACCCCCUCCGUUAUUGUUCCAAUGUUAAUCAGUGUGACAGGUGCCUGGUUCCGAUUGGCGUGGGGGCUCAUGCUGGAAGGUGAGCGUUUGCCAGCCAUGGGGGCAUAACUCUGUCUAGGGUGGAAACCCCUGGACAUCCUGGGCACCUGCCUCAACUAAGCGACGCAGUUGUUAAACUAUAUUAUUGUUGUAAUGUUGUAAUUUUUGUUAAGAUUUCCUGUUGCUUAUGAGAUCUACGCUUUGAUUUGAACAAUGUAUAAUGCAAAAAAUUAAUAGGUGUUUCUUUUUGUUUUAGCUUGUUAGGCAUACAUGUAGUUACACUGUGUAUUUGUCAUGUUUGGUACCUGCAUUAAAGCUAAAGUUUUUUCCCCUUGUUAAAUGGAUUAGUCUCAUAGUACAUGCAAUAAUCUCAUAGUGCACUGAGGAAACACGAUGAAAAAAUUAUGUCUUGUAAGUGACUUACAUGUGUACUGCACAAUGUACUUUUUCAAGAGUGGUGCCUAACACAUAUUUUUUUAACCAAUUACUGUUGUAGUUUUAAUUGUUACAUGUACCUUUUUAGUGUGGAUAUGAAGGAUGCAACCAGUCUUUUAAGAAGAGCAGACAGUUGAAAAAACAUACCUGUCUCCACACAAAUGAAAGUCUAUUUACGUAA
Molecule: messenger RNA, 4829 nt
Organism: Porites evermanni
Lineage: Eukaryota; Metazoa; Cnidaria; Anthozoa; Scleractinia; Poritidae
Source: the annotation of a GenBank genome assembly